Molecule: messenger RNA, 1956 nt
Organism: Syzygium oleosum
Lineage: Eukaryota; Viridiplantae; Streptophyta; Magnoliopsida; Myrtales; Myrtaceae
Product: cytochrome P450 94C1-like
Exons: 1
Coding region: 66-1607 (513 amino acids)
Molecular function (GO): monooxygenase activity; heme binding; iron ion binding
Source: RefSeq, a predicted model, not a curated record
AUCUUCCACUCCAAUUUGCAGCCAAUGUGAAUCUUCCUUUGAUAUUCCCUUAAGAAAUAUCUUCAAUGGAGUCCAUAGGAUUCUUAUUGUUUCGUAGGCUUCAAGCUUCUUCUUGCUUCUUCUUCUUCCUCCUCUUUCUUUUGCUGUUCGCCAUCUCUAUAUCUUUGAUCUUCUGUGUGUUUCUCUGGUUUUCGAGACGUAAGCUCUUGUGCCAAUGCCACAUUUGCAAUAGUUACCGCACGUCCAGUUGGGCAAAUGAAUUCAACAACCUCUGUGACUGGUUCACUCACCUCCUCAAGAAGUCUCCGUCCCAAACUAUUCACAUCCAUGUUCUGGGCAAUGUCAUUACCGCGAAUCCGGAGGUGGUCGAGUACAUGCUCAAGACGAGGUUCGACAAUUACCCGAAAGGGAAGCCUUUCUCUAUGAUCCUUGGCGAUCUUCUCGGCAAGGGCAUUUUCAAUGUCGACGGAGAUUGGUGGAUGUUCCAAAGGAAGAUGGCGAGCCUCGAGCUGGGGAGCAUCUCUAUCCGGUCUUACGCAUAUGAGACCGUCACCAAAGAGAUAGAGACCCGGCUCCUCCCGCUUUUGUCGUCGGCGGCUGAGGACGAGAAGAGGAUCUUGGAUCUACAGGACGUUUUCCAAAGAUUCUCCUUCGACAUCAUUUGUAAUUUUUCUUUCGGGGUAGACCCAGGAUGCCUCGAGUCUUCCAUGCCCAUUUCUAGCUUUGCCGAGUCGUUCAACCUCGCAACAAAGUUAUCGGCGGAGCGAGCGCUUGCGAUCACUCCAUUUGUGUGGAAGAUGAAGAGGCUACUCAAUGUCGGUUCGGAGAAGAAACUCAAUGACGCUAUCAAAGUAGUCAAAGUCCUCGCAAAGGAUGUCAUAUCGCAGAAGAGGAAGUUAGGGUUUUCCAACCACCAAGAUCUUCUUUCGAGAUUCAUGGCUUGCGUCAACGACGACAAGGAUCUAAUAGACAUUGUCAUUAGCUUCAUCCUAGCCGGUCAGGACACGAUGGCCUCGGCAUUGUCCACCUUCUUUUGGCUGCUCGGGACACAUCCCAAGACUGUGUCGAGGAUUCGGAGCGAAGCGAAGGAAGUCAUCAACGGGGAUCAAGAAUUUGUGAGUUUUGAGCAAAUAAGGGGACUGCAUUAUCUGCAUUCGGUGGUAUAUGAAAGCUUGAGAUUAUUCCCACCCAUUCAAUUCGACUCCAAAUUUGCCCUAAAGGAUGAUGUACUUCCAGACGGAACGUUUGUUAAGCAAGGCACAAGAGUUACUUACCACCCUUAUGCAAUGGCCAGGAUGGACCAAAUUUGGGGGUCCGAUUGCAUGAAAUUCGAGCCCGAGAGGUGGAUCGAAGACGGCAAAUUUUGCCCCCCGAACCCGUAUAAGUACCCGGUUUUUCAAGCUGGGUCAAGGGUUUGCCUGGGGAAGGAAAUGGCUAUAGUCGAGAUGAAAAUCGUGGCGUUAUCAGUUUUACGAAAGUUCGAUAUCUUGGUCGUCUCGCCAGAGGACGGACCCCAGUUUAGUCCGGGCCUCACGGCGAUAAUGAAGGGUGGUGUUAGGGUUCAGGUCAAGAAGAAAAGGGACACUCCACCCCGGGAGGAAAAUUGAUUUCACAACCUAAAAUUGGUUAUGGGAUGGAUGAGUUUCAGUGAGGAACAGUCCUGCAAAGGAAUGCAAGAAACGUCAAUGUUGUGAAAGGGGAUGUCUUUAGGUGCAAAGGUGGUCCAAAAACAAAGGUAAAAGAAAAGAAAGAAAUGAUGCACGGUACAGAAAUUGUCCCAAUAUAAGGUGGUAGUAUAGUUUAUUCCGGAAAAGGGAAUUGCUUUAUUAAUAGUAAUCACUGGUUCCAGAAAAUUUUUCGUGCUUUUUUAUCUACUUAUUGAAAGUUUGAUACCAUGAGGUUGGUGGGACUAGCUGGUUGAAUAUCACAAAGGUCUUAAACUACUAGUUUAAUGUA